AGCGGCAUCACGUCCAUCAGUCAAACCUGACUUCCGAUCACGCACCGUCACCUUUUCCCCGCUCUGGAGAGACAGAGAGAGCCGUUGAGAGCCCGCAGCCACACUGGCCUCCAAUACUUGUAAUAGAAAGCGAAGGGAGCAUAUCCAUUGUAUUCUCUUUUUUCCCUUGCUCUCUGACCUCUGCAGUUCUUUCUCAAAUAAUGUCCUCGUCCUCGAGCUCAUCGACAUCGAGGGAUGAGUCUUCGACGUCGUCCCGCCCGGCGAUGAACGCACUCGCGCCGUACACGCGCGACGCGACGAAGAACUCUCCUGCCCCCGAUCCGCAAAACCCCAAUGACACGCCUUCCUCCGCCGACGAAGAAAACCAGCGAAGCGACUCCAAUGCCGACGGCGACAACGGCGCUGACCACGCGGAAGACGGGCAGCCGUCGCCCUCCGACACUCAGAGCGACGCGUUAAGUCGCCCACGCGAUGAGGCGUUUGACGAGGUGGAGCGGCGGGCCCGUGUGGCACUGGAGAACAUCUCUGCCGGCGAGGGGAGCAUCGAGUCGCGCUUGGGUGAGUAUGUGGACGUCCUCCAGUCCUACCGCUCCGCCUGCCAGGAGCGGGCAAUGUACCACGAGGCCUUCCUUGUCCAGCAGGUGCUGCGCAACCUUCGCCUGAAUGAGGAGAGCCGGCACGUGCGCGGCAUCACGGAACAGCAGAUGGAGGAGCGGCGGGUGCUGGAGGAGGCGCACCGCGAGGAGUUCCGCGAGUUUCACCAUUCGUGGAACGCGCGCAUUGACGCCUUUGAGGAGGAGCAGCUGGAGGCCGAGAUUUCGCUCCUGGAGCGCCAGAACAACGAGCUGAUUCAGUUUCAGGAGGACAUGCGCGACUACCAGCCGCGGCUGCUCAAGUAUAGCCGAUCGCUGCUUGAGUCCCGCGCGAAGCAGAAGGUUCUCGCCCGGCAGCGCGACUACAUUGGGGCGCAGACGCAGAAGGAGAAGGCGGACGCGAUUGAAAUUGCGGAUAUGGAACGCUACGAAGGCGCGCGCCAGGAGUCGUUUGAGCGUCGGGAGCACGCGCUGCGUCACCGACACCAGCAGGAACUUCUCGCGCUGCGCACAAAGGUCGAGAGUCGUCGCCUCUACCUCGAGCGCUACCGGAAGCAGGAGCUGGAUGUGCUGCUCCAGCGCUACAUCAAUGUUCGCCGGUCCAUGGAGUCGCAGCAGAACAUCGUGCGCAACAAGACGGGCACGCUGCUGCUGAAGCACGCAUGCAACAUGAAGACGGAUAAUAGCGGCAUGGCAGUUCUCGUAGAGAGCGCAGGCUCAGGAGCGUUUGGUAGCGUGGUGCAGCGGCGCCAGGCAGACGAGCUCCGCGCGGCGCAGAGUCAAGGUGCCACGGCCACGUCGAGCAGCAAUGGUGAGGUUUAA
Leptomonas pyrrhocoris is the source of this 1415-nucleotide messenger RNA. RefSeq lists its product as hypothetical. The transcript has a single exon. The coding region runs from base 201 to 1415 and encodes 404 amino acids. The record is from RefSeq and is a predicted model, not a curated record. Lineage: Eukaryota; Euglenozoa; Kinetoplastea; Trypanosomatida; Trypanosomatidae.